Molecule: messenger RNA, 1452 nt
Organism: Epithele typhae
Lineage: Eukaryota; Fungi; Basidiomycota; Agaricomycetes; Polyporales; Epitheliaceae
Exons: 3
Coding region: 1-1452 (483 amino acids)
Source: RefSeq, a predicted model, not a curated record
AUGACUAUCGACUCGGCAUACUACUCGUGCCACUCACCUGUCGACAACGCCCACCCCUUCCACAAGCUCCCGCAGGAGAUCUUCGUCCACAUCUUGCUCUACGCCGCUCGUUCCUCUGAUUACGGUAGCCUCAAGUGGUCGAUUUAUGGCCGGUGGGAAACUUCCAAGUGGCUCCCUCUCCGCGCCGUCUGCCACCACUGGGACGACACCCUCGUCUCCGAGAAGAGCCUAUGGAACAAUAUCAUCGUAUCCGGACCUAAUGCACGCCAGUGGCUGUCAUUCAGCCUCGAACACUCUGCGGGCGUUCCCUUCGAGGUCGCUUUCAACAAGUCCAGUCCGAACCUCGACUGCUUGCUCAACAUGAUCCUUCCGCACGCGAUGUUCCUCCGCUCCAUCACCAUCACACUCUACUACAGUUCCGAUUUCUAUUCUCUAGAGUCGUUCUUACGCUCUGUCAAGCUUCCCCGGCUGACCGCGCUCGACAUAUCCGAGGCCCAUGGAGAAGUGCCCGAUACCGUGUUGUCGCUCAGCAGGACCCGCGUUCCCGCCCUCGACACGCUCGCCCUCAACGCGAACUGGAUGAUCCCGGGACCGGACAUCAUCGCGCAGUUGCGAGAAGUGAGGUUCACGCGCAAGCUCAAGUUCACCUCCGGCAUCCGAUUCGGUGACGAAGAAUGGGAAGUCGAGGGGGAGAUACCACACGACAGCUGGAGCCUCUACCUGCCUUGUCUUCACCAGCUCAAGCUUUCAGGCGGGAUCGAAACGCCCGCUCCGCUGGAAAUCCUUCUCCAGUGCAUCCGCCUCCCCGUGCCCGAACCGUCCACAUCAAGUACACGGGACUCAGCUACGACGACCUUUACGUAUUCACCGAAGACAGCUACGCUGCAUCUUCCCUUCCUCGGCUCCGUCACCACGCUCUCCCUCGCCCUCGACGAGGGCGGGUGCAACCUCGUCGGACACACCCCCGACGGGCGCUCCUUCUCCAUCGGCCUCACCUACUGGUCGUCCAGCUUCGACCUCGCCGUCGCGCUCCCCGCUGUCCUGGACACCCUCGCGGGCUGCCCCGAGGUGACCACCGUGGACGCCCUCGGGUUCGGCUUCACGCGCUUCGACGCGGCGGCGUGGGCGGCGCUCUUCGGGCGGUUCCCGCGGCUCGCGCGGGUGUCGCUCGCGCACAUGUUUCCCAAGCAGCGGGGAGGGUACGGCUACCGGAAGGGGUACGAACCGCACUCGCUCGAGGCGCUGGAGGGGCUGCUGCGCGGACGCGCGGAGGAGGGCGCGCCGCUGGAGGAGCUCACGCUGCGUGCGGUGUGGGAGCAUUGUCCGAACUUCAUCGCGGAGUGGAGAGGCCGGUUUGAGAAGGCUGGGGUGGGGAGGGCGGUGGUGGUCACGAAGGGAAUUUUCGCGCGGGAUAAAACUGUGAGCCGUGGAUGGAAGACGACAGAUGGUUGA